Molecule: messenger RNA, 1383 nt
Organism: Alosa sapidissima (American shad)
Lineage: Eukaryota; Metazoa; Chordata; Actinopteri; Clupeiformes; Clupeidae
Exons: 2
Coding region: 92-1234 (380 amino acids)
Source: RefSeq, a predicted model, not a curated record
CAUCAUUUUCCAGUCCAAACCGGAUGGGGGUUUUGGUGUUCCAAACGUGGAGUGGAUAUAUAAUGCAACAAGACUGUCACACCUCCUUAAAAUGCUGAACAAUGAUGACAACACCGUAAGGGAGCUUGCUAGAUCAGCUCUGUUCUUGGACAUGAAACGACGCAAAGUCCCCUUGGCAAGAGAAGGUGAGCCAAGCUUCCUGGGCUUCAAAAGAAAAUCAAACUUUAAAAUGGAGACACACUGUGCUGGUUUUGGGGUCUGGUCAGAUUGGCCUGACCUCAAUGACCUUUGCGUAAGAGUCGGAGUAUCCUUGGACUGGGUGAAACCUGACACAGAAACCAUAAUCGUUUCUGAGGAUUUGAUAACUGACAGUUUAACCUCAGUAAGGGCUACUGUUGUGGAUACAGGACAUCAUCUAUCACCUGACAAUGCACGAAGGUACCUUGUAAAGCUACAACAACAGCGACAGCAACAACACUGGACUGGUUUAAAACUACAGGGAAAGCUUGCUUGCCUUCCUACUGCAGAUCAUGCUGUCUCUCACUCAAUACUCAAAAACUCUGCAGUUGAUGAAGACAUAGCGACUUUUGCAGCCAAAGCCAGACUACAAGUUCUUCCAACUAGAUUCAAUCUUUCUCUUUGGUACCCUAACACAUUCUCUUCCCACUGUUUGCACCAUGAUAGUCAGAUAAUUAUUGAAUCCCUGUCUCAUGUUCUGAAUGGCUGCUAUGUGUAUAAGGGAAUGUACAUUGCCAGACAUGACAGAAUUGUUGACUUACUAGUUGAACACAUAAUUCCAUAUGCUUCACCAUGCAAAAUCUACAAGAAUGUAUGCGUCUCACCUUGCAUGUUCAAACUCUGUAAUAAUGGAAAUAAUGUGUUUUCAAAUGUUGUUGCAAAAAAGCCAGAUGUUGUUGUUGUUGAUGAGGACAGCAGAGAAGUAACCAUUCUUGAAGUAGGCUGUGCAUUUGACUACAGCCUAGAGGAUGCCUACCUUACAAAGCUUUUAAAGUAUCAGCCACUCAGAGACAUUGUUGUACAGCUUGGGUACAAAUGUAAGCUGUUGGUGUAUAUAUUUGGAAGCCUAGGUAAUGUCCACAGACUAGUAGUCAGGGGGUUGCAGAUUGCUGGUCUCUCUAAGACAAGAGCAAAGGCUCUAGCAAAAUUCUGCUCAAUUUCUGUGAUAAUUGGCAGUCGCCACAUCUGGAGAAGGCGCUGUUUUUUGUACCCAUGAACUGAGACCAGAGGCAUAGGCUACUGGGUUUACAAUGCUGGUAUCUAAGAUUGUUUGUGUUCAAUGAAAUCUAUUGUAAAAUGUGAACACAAAUAAAGGUAUUAAAGUGUGUGUGUGUGUGUGUGUGUGUGUGUGUGUGUGUGUGUGUG